This is a messenger RNA of Erythranthe guttata (spotted monkey flower), 2751 nucleotides long. RefSeq names its product putative late blight resistance protein homolog R1A-3. NCBI's taxonomy places the organism in Eukaryota, Viridiplantae, Streptophyta, Magnoliopsida, Lamiales, Phrymaceae. Gene Ontology annotation, molecular function: ADP binding. The record is from RefSeq and is a predicted model, not a curated record. Gene Ontology annotation, biological process: defense response to other organism.
AUGGCUUAUGCUGCUCUUGUUUCAGUUCUUCAACUUCUUGACCAGACAACACACACAGAUCAAUUUCACAGCGUCUCUUGUGUCAAACAACUGGUUGAAAUUCUCAUCGAGAAGUUCUGUUUCUUGCAAUCUUUCCUCGAAGACGACUCACCGAAAAGCCAAUAUGUAAUGAACAAUUGUCUGGAAACAAGAAUCAGAGAAGUAGCGUAUCAAGUACAAGACAUGAUCGAGUUCAAUGUCCUGAAUCAGCUCUGCCCCGAAAGAGACGAAAGCCCCGCAAGAAGCCCUCCUCCUCCUCCUCCCGAGGCUUCGUAUUCAACUCGGACGGUUAAGAAGCCUUCUUGGAGAUUACUUUUCACUCUCCAAAAGUUCUUGUCUUUACAGAAGCAAAUCAAGGAAAACGUCGAACAUGGUGCUAAUUAUGUCGAAAAGUCGACCGAAAAUAGUGCUGACAAAAUCAAAAAGUUGAAUGUGGUGGAUGAAGUUUGUUCCAUUGUAGAAGAGGUGAUGAAGAUCAAGCAAAGUCAAAACACCGAACAUAUUUUCCAGGUCACCAGAAUUUUUUCCGCGGAAGUUAAUUCACCGAGAAAAACGACAAUGGUGGGAUUCGACGAAGAUCUGAUGGAGAUAAAGGAUCAGCUGUGCGGAGAUUCAUCGAAGCUCCAAAUCAUUCCACUUGUUGGAAUGGGAGGAAUUGGUAAGACUACUUUAGCCACUAAUAUAUUUCAUGAUCCAUUAAUCGAGUAUCACUUUCAUAUUCGUGCAUGGAUAACGAUAUCACAGCGUUAUAAUAUCCGUGAAAUUAUUAGAUCACUCUUAAGUUCGAUUUCUACAAACACCGAUAAAUUGAGUCGAGAAACGGAGGAUCGAGAAAUGGAAUUGGCAGUGUGUUUGUAUAAAAGCUUGAAGGGGAGGAAGUUUCUCAUUGUAUUGGAUGAUAUAUGGAGCACCGAAGCUUGGGAUGAUAUUAAGAUGCUAUUUCCAGAUGAUCGUAACGGAAGCAGGAUCGUCUUGACAACUAGGCUAGUGGAUGUGGCGGUUUACGCCAACUCAUUCGGCCCUUUUCACAAUAUACAAUUCUUGAACGAGGAUCAAAGCUGGAAUCUUCUUCGAGAGAAGGUAUUUGCAGAGGAAAUCUGUCCUCCCGAAUUGGAAGAAAUCGGAAAAUUAAUCGCAAGAAAUUGUCGUGGGCUCCCUCUUUCGAUUGUUGUGGUUGCAGGAAUACUUUCGAGGGUCAACAAAACACGAUAUAAAUGGGAGAAUAUUGCAAGAGACGUAAGUUCAGCUGUGACACGUGUAAACGAUGAGCAUUUCUCAUCAAAGAUUCUGUCUUUGAGUUAUGAACAUUUGCCUCAUCAUCUAAAAGCAUGCUUCCUAUACUUGGGAAAUUUUCCGGAGGACUACGAAAUCCCGGUUUUUAAGCUGAUUACAUUGUGGGUAGCCGAAGGGUUUCUGAAACCGAUACUGUCGAAAAGUUCGGAAGAAGUUGCAGUAGAUUACUUAAAGGAUCUUGUGAAGAGAAGCCUGGUUUUAGUCACUAAAAAGAGAUCCAACGGAGGAUUCAGAUUCUGCAGGAUCCAUGAUCUGUUGAGAGAUCUCUGCAUACGAAAAGCCGACGGAGAGAACUUCUUUCACUUUAUUAACGGGAUUCAAUACACGGUGGAGGGCAAACGCCGUCUCUGUUUUUCAAAGGCAUUCGAGUCUUAUCAUUUCGAGAAUGCGAAUACUGCUAUUCGUUCGCCCCUCCGCUCCGUUUUUAGCUGUUAUUACAACGAAAGGGUAACGGGUUUUAGCCUAUUGAGAGUUCUUGAUGUUCUAGAAGUAGUCUUCGAGUCGUUUCCCGUUGAAUUACUGGAACUGUUUCAUCUGAGGUACAUUGCUUUCUCGACGGGGUUUAUUCGUCACUGCACGCUCCCUCCUUCGCUUCCUAAGCUUCGGAAUCUUCAGACAUUAAUUGUCGGUUCAUCCGUGACUUUCGGAAUAACCGACCGCAUGGUAGCUGCAAAACUACCAAUUUGGGAGAUGCCACAGUUAAGACAUCUUGUCUUUCUUAACAUAACCUUGUCUCCUUUUCCUUGUGAAACCGAUAAGGAAUUCGCCGUCUUAAAAAACCUACAAACACUUUCGAGAGUGAGAAAUUUCAGGUUCACUCGCGAGGCAGUUGAAAUGAUUCCGAAUCUAAAAAAACUAAAGCUCGUCUACAUGGGGCGAUCCCACGUGCACAUGUCCGUAUACGAGCUCGAAAACCUCGUACAUUUUCAAAAACUCGAGACGUUGAAUCUCAAAUUCCAAACUUCUUCCGAUUGGUGGAGAAAUCCUGUUCCAGUGAGGUUCGGUCUACCCCUUAAUCUCAAGAAGUUGACUUUGAGCGGGUGUGGACUUUCGUUGGAAGAUAUGACCAUGAUUGGCUCGUUGGCUAAUCUUGAAGUGCUGAAGCUGCUGAAUAUGAGUCUGGUAGGUGCAUUGUGGGAGGUUGUGGAGGAGGAAUAUUCUUGUCUGAGAUUCUUGAUGAUGGAGUGGCUCGAUAUCAAGACUUGGUUAGCGGAAAGCGGUUGCUUUCCGAGCCUCGAGCGGCUCGUGAUUAGGCAUUGUUCGGCUUUGGAGAAUAUUCCAUCUGGGAUCGGAGAUAUUCCAACGCUUCGUGUGAUUGAGGUGGAUGAUAGUGAGAUGGCUGAAGAUUCGGCGGAAGAGAUACUUGAAGAGCAACAAGACCUCGGAAACGAUGUUCUUCAAGUUCGUUUCGGACAUUAA